AUGGAAGCGAACAUUUCGCCGACCACGUCUGCUACUCGGGGAGAAGGAGAAGAAGAAGAAGGAGAAGAAGAAGAAGGAGAAGAAGAAGAAGAGGAGGAAGAAGAAGAAGAGAGAAGAAGGAAAAGAAGAAGGACAAGAAGAAGUAGGAGAAGGAGAAAGAAGAAGAAGAAGGAGAAGAAGGAAGGAAAGAAGGAGAAGAAAAGGAGAAGAAGAAGGAGAAAAGCAGGAGAAAAGAAGGAGAAGAAGGAAGAAGGAGAAGAAGAAGGAGAAGAAGAAGAAGGAGAAGAAGAAGAGAGAAGGAAAGAAGAAGAAGGAGAAGAAGAGAAGAAGGAGAAGAGAAGAAGAAAGGAGAAGAAGAAGAAGGAGAAGAAGAAGAAGAAGGAGAAGAAGAAGAAAGAAGGAGAAGAAGAAGAAGGAAAAAGAAGGAGAAGAAGAAGAAGGAUCCCUUCACAGAGAGGGGACGUUGUGUUGCAGUCUGCUAAUGUGUGUGCGUGUGCGCAGGAGGAUGGCCGGCGAGGAGGCGCGCGCGGGCGACCACCGCCUGCAGCUGCUGCAGGAGAUGCGGCAGCACAACUUCGACAUGAUCCGCUUUGCCUCCUACCGCACCGCCUGCAAACUGCGCUUCGUGCAGAGGAAGGCCAACCUGGCAUAGUCCAUACUGUUGACAUAUGGAAUGUUAUUGAAGCAUUCCGAGAAAAUGGCCUGAACACUCUUGAACCACAGACGGAAGUGAAUGUGUCUAGACUAGAAACUCUUAUAUCCAGCCUUUACCAUAAUCUGAAUAAAAGAUUGCCUGUAGCCCAACAGGUUCAUGUCGAAGCAUGUUCUGGGCUACUCCUCAACUGGCUUCUUGCAGCAUAUUCUGUUGAAAACAUGGGUAAAAUCAGGGUUUUCUCCAUUAAAGUAGCUUUAGCUACUAUGUGUGCUGGAAAACUAAUGGAUAAAUUGAGAUAUAUAUUCUCACAGAUCUCUGAUGCCAAUGGACAUAUGGUUGUGUGGCGCUUUGCCGAAUAUCUACAGGAAGUGUUGGCACUUCCUGCAGCGGUUUAUGAGUCUCCCUCUUUUAAUUAUACAGAGGGUCUUGCUACCACCAUCUUCUCUGGGGGAGGGAAGGUUACUGUAAAUGAUUUCAUGGAUACAAUGAUGUCUGAUCCUGGGCCUCAUUGUCUGGUGUGGCUACCUCUUCUUCAUCGUCUUGCCAGCGUAGAGACAGUGGUUCAUCCAACUGCAUGUGAUGCCUGUCAAAGAGAAGGCUUUUCUGGCUUUCGCUACCGAUGUCAAAAAUGUCACAACUACCAGCUGUGCCAAGAUUGUUUUUGGCGAGGACGCAUAUCAGGUCCACACACAAAUGAACAUGAAGUCAAGGAAUAUACUACGUAUAAAUCACCUAGCAAACAAAUAGGUCAUUCAUUAAGAAAAUCCUUUCGUUGUGUACCUGAGAAAGGGAAGCCUAAUAUUCCUCGUUUUCCUGAAGAACCAGAGAAAACACUUAACCUCUCACAUAUUGUCCCUCCAUCUCCUUUGCCUUCCCACAAUGGCUUCCCAGAGAGCAAUGUGGCUUCUCCGUUUGAUGGAGGAUCAAUGGACAGUCGAUCAACUGGUCGAAGUGGAAUGUGUUCCAGCAGCCCUGGCAAAUACACAUCAAGCUUGGAGUCAACCCGACUAGAUGAUGAACACAAGCUCAUUGCACGGUAUGCUGCGCGGCUAGCAGCAGAGGCUCGAUCUGUGCCUCAACCAAAUGCACAAAGGGCAGUUCCGAUGGCGCACGUAGGACGGGCUCCAUCUGAAGGAAGUUUGAGUUUGGACACUUCACGUGCACAAAGAGAACUCAUUAGCCAGCUUGAAGCCAAGAAUCGUGAGAUCAUGCGCGAGAUUGCAAGGUUAAGGCGGCAGCAGGAGCUGGAGGCCGCAGGAAUGGGGCCUGGAGAUGGAGGUAGCGGAGAGGAGAACCCGGCGCUAAUGGCUGAGUUGAGGGCUCUUCGACAGCGGAAAGAUGAGCUUGAGAGCCAUUUGGGGGCCUUGCAAGAUUCACGCCGACAGCUGAUGGUGCAGCUUGAAGGACUAAUGAAGUUACUUAAGAAUCAUCAGGCAUCACCAAGGUCAACGCCAAACUCCUCACCGAGGUCUACAAAGAGCCCUCCUCUUCCAACCAGCACUCCUUCCUCUCGCUCUGCACCUCCAACUCCGGGAGCCCCGUUGCAGCCCUCUAUGAUGACCUCUUUAGGAUCUGGAACAGACUCCUUGUCUGGAGUGGGGGGAGAUGUCAGGUCAGCAUUUGGGACAUCUGGAAUGAUUGGAUCCUCAACAUCAUCGUUAGCGGGUUCAGCAAGCAAUACUGGUACUACAAAUAGCAGUAGCCGCAGUCUGCGCAAUGACCUCCUUGUUGCUGCCGACUCCGUCACCAAUGCCAUGUCAACGCUUGUGCGUGAAUUGAAUUCAGAGGGCUCUGACCAAGAGGAAGGAGACGACAACAUCAGAAAGCCACUAGUUAUGCAGGCAGCUGGGUCCAAGCUUGCACUAGUAGCACUUUGUGGUUUCGGGUUGGCAGACUUUGAGACAGAGGAUGGGGAGUCGGACGGGACAGGCGCAGCAGCAGCCUUGUGGCGUGAGGAGAUCCGCAAACGCUACGAGCAGGAGUCGCAGUUUAUGGCCGAGCUACGUGCCCGCAACCUAGGCAACGGGCAGGAGGCUGAGGAAAAGCCUGCAUCAGAGGGCAAGGGCGGAACCGAAGAGCAGGCUCUCUUCGACAGUCAGCAGCAUCAGCUCCACCGUCGCCCCAGUGGUCUAACAGACGAUGACAGUUACAAAGAUGAUGAUGAAUCGUAUGUUCGGACCGACGACGAUGAAGGAGGUGCAACUGAAUGGGAAGAAGCUAUGAAGCGAUGGGUGAAUCGAUAGAAUGUAGAUUGUUCUUGGCAGGGAAUUGAUAUCCAUGAGUGCUUCCCAACUGAAUUGCCACAGCACACUCGUUUAUUGUUAUACAAGUAGAAUUGUGUACUACAAUGUUUUAAAGAACAGUCCUCAUCAAAUUUACGUGUAAAAUUAAAUUUAUACUCAUUGCUUGUGUUGUCAAGAGUAAACAAGAAAUAAUGUUAUCUACCUAACUUUAUUCAUAUUUUUCAUAUAAUUUUCUGUAAAAUGAAUAUUCUGAAAAAUGUUAGUGCUGCAGUGAUUGCCCUGUGCACUCGUGUUCGUGGAGCCUAAUCAAUGUAGUUAGACUUUUGGGUGCAAGUUCGAUGGCUUGUGUGUUAUGUAGCAUACAUAAAAGAAUACGUGAGAAUCAUUAUGUGCAUUGUAAUUAGGAUAGCAAAGAAAGUAGUUUCAGAAGAAACAUUUGCAUAACUCAUCAAUAUCUGAACUUAAGUUACCAGGGCAAAAUAUGUGUAGGAUUGUGAAAAGUACUGCACAUAACCAUUCACAACAUCUUUACCUACCUUUGUUGAAGUUGGACACACAUUUUCAUUUCUCUCUCUCUCUUCUUCAUUAUUAAUCAUGUUCUACUUCAUUGUUACUCACUGAAAAGUAUUAAAUGUUACCCACUAUCAGGUGUGCUGUGAUACUAAGCAGGAUGGGAAGCACUGAUUUACACUUUUAGUUAAAUAAUGGGUAAUGUCCUGUAAGUAUCCAUUUUGUAUCUUUUCCCUACGAUGUCCCAAUAUUUAUGAACCCAAGUGAGUUUUGCAUAUCAAAAUAUGCAUAAACUGUCAAUCUAUGUUCAAAUUUCAAAAUUGCUUUUUUGACUGCAUUAGACAAUGGUUUCUGUAAUAAGCAAUACACAGACGCAGUCUGAGUUGCACUUCUACAAGACUUUGCCACAGAAGAAUUUGUACCAAAUCGUUCUUUCACGUCAUAUAUUUUUUAUUUCGCUAAAACUUAAAGACAUUCAGAAAACUUAAAAGACAUUCCAUAACAAGUGCUGAAAAUUUGUUGAAAGUUACCUAUUCAAUAGUACUCAUUAAAUGCUCAUGAAUUUUUCAUGCAAAAUUUCAUUUUUCUUUCUAUGAGUCUUGCCAUAAACUAGUUGUUAGACAAAUAUUGGGGCGCUACAAUCAUCUAUGACAAUUUAAGUGCCAAGCACUGAGGGUGCUAUGUUUUUUGAAGGAAUUGCUGGUAGAACUUGGCAAAAAGAAGAUACUGCAGAAAGUGUAGGACGGUAGAGGCAUGCAGUGUUUAUUACAUGUCAGAGAGAAGAUACCUGAUGUCUAAGGUGAAGGACACAAUGCAAGUACUAUGGAAAAUGAUUUCUUUUUUUAAUGGAUGUCAAUUUGUGAGGAAAGGGGAGAUCAAAGAUUACUAGCAAUCUUUGCAUGAGAAGGUAAAACAUGUGGCCACUUGUAUAAUAACAAUUUGAAAAUGUUCUUAAAUGACAAAAUUCUAUCAGUGAAAUUUCCCAUAUCUGUAUAUUUCAAAUAACAUCAUUGAGUGCUAGACCAAUACUAGAGAUUGAGUUUCAUAUGGUAACAUUUGUGGAGGAGCCUAAGAUUGAGUGACAAAGUGGAAUUCCAGAUGCCACGAGAUGUUUCCCACUAGGAUAGAAGCUAAUCAGUAGUUAUGGUAGGAGUUAAUAUCUCGAUUUUAUUGCCUAAUGUUGUCCUUGCCCUGUGAAAACUGCCCAGCAUUCUGCCCAUGUUCAAGCCUUUCAGUUGUCGCAUCAUUACCCUUCCUCCCCUUGCCAGCCAAGUGCCAUUGAUAAUGAAGCUUGGAGAGUGUUGUGACGCCAGCCAAGACCAAAAAUAUUGAAUUUUGUUUUCCUGCUCACUGAAAGGAAUACGAUGGAACAUAAGUGCACAACACACAAUAUUCUUAUGUAUUUUUGGCUUCAAGGACCAUUCAUUAAAAAUGUUUAUAAAUAAAUAAAUCUUGAUUGUUAAAAUUAUGUGAUUUUAUCAAAGAACAAACACAAUUUAAACUACCCAACCAGCUAUAUGCCCAUUGCCCCAGCUAAGAUGGCAAGGUCUACUGCCGUUGAAAUUUGUGCUUUCCUGUGGUGGUAUCUGAUGAUCAAAAGCCAAUAUUGCACCCUGGGAGAAUAGUAGAUGAUUUGAGCCAAUUGUGUUAAUUGCAAAUCAUGCAAAUACUCUGAAGGCAGAAUAUCCGAAUGUUAUGCCAGUAUCUUCUUUUCAAUGCCAGACACUACUUCUUUUUUGUUUAGAUAUAUGGUGAGUAGAUUGUUGAGAGCACCUGUUUCCAUUCUUCCAUUUUAAUGAAUUGAAUUUUCAUUAAGGACCUAUUAGUGUACAUAUCAAGAGGAAAGGAUACAUAAUGGAAUGUUAAUAUAUACCCUACAGUGUAUACAAUUCUAAAUUUGUCUUGCCUUUUGGACACGUUGCAAAUUCAAUGCCUGUGAACUUCCUACAUGGUUUCAGCAUUGGAAGCACAGACUUCCUCAGGGACUAUAAAGCAAAAGGUUUGCUGACACAGUUAUGGAUAACAUGAAAUAUUUUCACAUUGAAAUAAAUCCACAAUAAUCCAGUGCAGUUCUUUGUGAAUUGAAAAUAAACUUUUACCUUUUUUGUUCUUUGUGACACAUACAACUACUAUUCGUUUCAAUAACCAUUUCAUAUUUGUCAUUAUUUUGUCUGACAACUUGGAUUUAUUUGUAGUUAAUAUUCAAGAACAUAAUCUGUUUAUAUGCUCAUAGGCAUUGAAUCAAACAGCUAAUCCAUAUUUAUGGCAGUCCACUUGUAAGGGAAAAGGUAAAGUACAAAAUAAUGUAUGCUAGUUUUGGUCAACUACAUCAAUGAAGACUGGUUAACUGAAUUAUUGGAAUGAAGGACUAUGGUAUCUUUGAAGGUCGUAAACUAUCAGUUAUUUUCAAGGACACAUUUACUGUAAUUGUUAUUAGACAUUUUCAAAAUUAACAAUUGUAUUGCUUCAUAGCCCAAUCGUGUUGAGAAUAUAAGUAUUUCUAAACGAUAGGUGUCUACUUUUCUAUAAUUAUAUGAGCAUAUAAAAAUUUCCUUUAACUAUUAUUCAGCAAGCAAUAAAAUUUAACUGUUAUUGCAUAAUUUUGUGGAUUCACAUAAAUUAUUGCAAAUAAAAAUGGCUUCCAGAACAAUUACUGUGAGCCCACAAGAUUACUCGUGACUUCAAGACCAUAGUUUUUCUAUUUCUGGACUAUAUUUAAGAGGAAGUACACUGCUGCUUUGUAAACUCUUGGAUAUCUAGGUAGUGGUGCGCUAUUUCGUUCAGUUCAAAUGUUCUUGUUACUGUCACAUUUAUAGGAAUGAAGCAGGUUUUUCUUUAUGCAGCAACUUCUUUCUAGCAUAAAUCACAGUGUUCUUGCAAAUAUAAAUGUAUAAUGCCAUUAUUUUACUGUGAUAUUUAAAAAAAACAAGUGUGAGUGCCACUAGCCUAGAUGUAUUCAGUGUUUGACACUAGCCUUUGUCCACCAUUAUGGAUGCAGCAAUAUUGUUUUUGAGCAGACUGUAUACUACACACUACUUGUACAUAUAUAUUCAUAGAUUACUAAGAAUUGUCUGUUCCUAAAACUGAGGAAUUCCAUUCUGUUUAGCCCCUUGGAGAUGGAAUUAGGCCUAGAAUAAGUGGCCACAGCCUUCACGUGUACCACACUUUUCAAAAAGCAGCUUCUCACAUGCUACAUUCCCUCUGAUUUUUAUGCAAUGGCACAUAAAACUGAUACUUUGUUGUGCAGAGAAUAUGUGUAUGCACAGUUUAAAGCAAGGAAGCUGGAUGCAGCAUUCUUGUCAAAGAUGUUUCAAGUACUGCACAGUUAUGCACGAAUCCAGUUUGGAGGGAACAGUGUGUUGGGGAGGUUUUGUGACUUACUAAAAAUGUAGAAGAGCCCAAAAUACCCUCCUGUGUAGCCAAGGGGCUUUUAAAUUUUGAAACAUUCCAGCACAGCAUUCCAUUAAACUAAGGAUUAAAGUCAGUUAGUGCUGUUAAUUGUGAUAAUUUUAUUUUAAUUAUUACAAGCAGUUAACUUUCAGAAGCAAUUGUUUUAAUUUCUGAAAUGUUAAAAACAAUUCUCUGUGGAGCAGCUUUCUCAAUAAUUGUUGAGUUUUCUUUUUGGAAUUGAUCUAGUGUAAAUAGCAUGUUUGUGCAAAUUUCAUCAAAUGUAACAUGUUGAAAUGCAUUAGGUGUAUACAAAUAUUAUAAUGCAUCUGAAAAACAAUGUGGGCUUGGAAAACAAAACCAACAAAAUGUGCUCUUCCUAUCAAGAAACAGCAUUCACAAAGAAAACAUCGAAUCACUUAAUUUUUAAUUUUUUUUUUACAUUAUUUUUAUGAUGUAAACCAUUUCUUAGAAAAUAUUAAUUUUUGACACUCCAUUUGUCAUUGUUUUUAAUGAGAUUGUGAUAAUAUUACUGUAGAAGCCCAGUAGUAUAUAAAAAGAUAUCUAAAGAACUACUGCAUUUAGAACAGAAAAGAGGACUGCAAAACCUGUUUUCAUCCCCGAUGAAAAGGAAGGAAAUGUUCAUGUGAUUUCUUCUUCAGGCUUAAUAUUACCUCACGGAUCAGAGAUGCUGACAAAUUCAUAUCAUGAGUGAACUCUCUUAGAUAGCACCUUUUUCAAUGGUUUUGUUUUCAUUUAGCCUUUUUUCAAAUGUUCCUUUUUGAUGAGUGGUUGUUAAUUGAAGUUAAUACUGCUGUACAUAAAUAUAGGGCAUUUAACUUAAAAAGCGCUUUGUGUAAACUGUGAGACUCGAUAAAAAAAUGUGCACCAACAUUUUGUUGCUAUUUAUUUAAUAUGUGAUUUUCUUUACAGGAGCACCAAAAAAUUUCCUGUCUUUCAAUCUAGACUUUUGGGUUUCUUUUUUGAAGUUACAUUAUCAUAAGAAAAUUAUGUGAAUUUUAGUUGAUACAAGAUUUUAACGGUAAUGAAAAUUAAAUGGGUCAAGGAGAAUAGCUACUUCAUGAAUUCAUGACACUAGGAAGGGACAAGUACUACAGCCACACAGCAAAUUACCACAUCAAUCCUCUACACCCCUGUUGCUUAGAAAAAUAGAACAGGAGCAAACAAAUAAUUAUUUUUAACAAUAAUUAUACAAUUU
This is a messenger RNA of Gryllus bimaculatus (two-spotted cricket), 8014 nucleotides long. The record is from the annotation of a GenBank genome assembly. Lineage: Eukaryota; Metazoa; Arthropoda; Insecta; Orthoptera; Gryllidae.